Molecule: messenger RNA, 1634 nt
Organism: Phaeodactylum tricornutum CCAP 1055/1
Lineage: Eukaryota; Bacillariophyta; Bacillariophyceae; Surirellales; Neidiaceae
Exons: 1
Coding region: 123-1634 (503 amino acids)
Source: RefSeq, a predicted model, not a curated record
UUCGAGAAAUCGGCUUUCAUUGCGUCAACAGUAGCGCCAGGCGCAACUUGUAGCAGCAUCCACUCUAUAGAAUACCGGUGUACUGCGGGGAAUAAAUUGCCCAUCAAGACACUACGUCACAAAUGUUAACAAGUUGCUUGUGCAGGGCAUGGAAAGCCAAUGUUGUUCUGGAACGUUGGACUCGAGUUCUCCACUUGCUUGUUCGAAUCACUGCUGUGUUGGUUGUCUCGUCGCUCUUUCUUUUUAUAAGCGAAUCUCAAAGCCUCCUUUCCUUCGCAAAAGCGCGUUCGGGUCGUAUCGCUACUGCGCUUCGAUCAUCCACGGUCUGUCCUCAGAAGAGCCAUGCUUCAAAUCAGCCCACCUCGUCGCACUGGUGGAAUGAGAGCGUAUGGAACGAUCGUCCAAAAUACGGCGAAUAUGGCGUUUGCUCCUGGAUACCGCGAAACGCAUCGGUCGCGAGUCUUUGGAAUGAACUGCUGUUCCAGAACAAUUUCUUGCCGUACCUUCAGACGGUGCUUUUUAUGAACCACAAGAAUACGAAGACGUCGAGGGAGGUCUUGCUUGACAGUGAGCAAGAUUCGUUGGCGUGGAAAGUUCUAUUACGUACACUUUUAAAACCCUCCUUCUUGCAACGUGCCGUAAAGUCGCAACCACACCAAACGACUUGGAUGAAAGACGUUCUGCAAAAGAUUGUCCCCGAAAAGCUAUCUUCGGGUGGGCCACUCCGGGUAUUAGUGCUGACAACAGCUAUUCCCAACGUGGGCAUAAAAGACUGCGAGCUCGAUGGUAGUGAGUCCGACAGCUGCGCCUUAUGGACGGCAAAGCUGCAAUCUAUCUUGGAUCCAUCAAUGGUCCGCAUUACGACGCUUGUCGCUCCAAGCUUCGCUACAACAGAGUUCUACACAGAGCGCAUACUUGCGCAACCCUUGUUUUUGCGUGAUGCUAAACACGACAGCGAUCACGUGCCGUAUGAUGUCAUCGUUCACGAUUUAAUUCGUCAAGAUAUGGCCUUGACCGAGCGGAAACAUAGUUUGUUGCUGAACGUCGACUUUGCUGAACGCCGACUUCAUGCCAUCCAACGGUUUGUGAGGGCUGUACAGAAAGCUGAAUCCACCACCGUCUUUGAUUGCACCGGUGGCUCGGUGCGAGGUCGAGCGCCAGUUGUGUUGUUUUUAGACGACUAUAUGGGCGGUUACCACGAUAGCAUCUUGGCCGAUUCCAUACAAGGUCGCAUAACGCAACAAGUCGCAGAUCAUUACCAGUUAGGCUUUAUAUCGUAUUCCCGCGCCAUGCAGCGAAAUAUGUGGGCUGAUGGGACGCGCAACAUUUUUGGGGGAGGUGCCAUGGACCCGAAAGGAGUGGCUACCCAAAGGCUUGAACAAACUUCAAUUUUGUUCACUGUACUGUACAGUCUUUUGUCUUAUACAGUCGACUCAUGUAGGCACGGCAGUCGUACGGAAGAGGACAAGUCGAGGCCCUCGUUUUUCUCUCCGAACGUGCAGGAGCUUGCGAAUGCUGUCAUGCCUCCUUAUUUGGGUUCCAAUUUAACUUUGAUCAAUGUGAAAGAUCAAUGGCAAGAGGAAAAAGAUGCACAACGAGAACGUAAAAUGCGAUUCUGUGUACAUGCAGAUUGA